Xenia sp. Carnegie-2017 is the source of this 2368-nucleotide messenger RNA. RefSeq names its product acetyl-coenzyme A synthetase 2-like, mitochondrial. Gene Ontology annotation, cellular component: mitochondrion. The coding region runs from base 106 to 2157 and encodes 683 amino acids. Lineage: Eukaryota; Metazoa; Cnidaria; Anthozoa; Malacalcyonacea; Xeniidae. The record is from RefSeq and is a predicted model, not a curated record. Gene Ontology annotation, molecular function: acetyl-CoA synthetase activity; AMP binding. The transcript has 14 exons.
ACCAUAUAUCUCUCAAUUACAAAUCACGGGAUGUUCCCCGGACUUAAGGAUUUGCAUUUUAAAUAAUUUUUAAUUGUAACUUUAUCAGUAAUUGCAACGAUUGACAUGAAUAGUAUAUACGUUGGCCAAAACGCAACAAACGUUUUAUUUCGUUCGUUAUUUCAACGCUUACGGUUAAAAAGCUUUCGAAAAGUGCAAACGCGGUCUUUGUUCCUUAGCGAGCUGGUGCCAUCACAACAUAAACUUUCCUUCGUCACGCGUGACCAUGAAGAAAUAUACAAGAAAAGCAUACAAGAGCCUGGUAAAUUUUGGGGAGAACUUGCUUUAUCAAAAUUGCAAUGGAUCACACCAUUUACGAAGACGAUGGAUUGUGAAAUGAGUAAAGGCCAGCAUAAAUGGUUUAUGGAUGGUGUGCUAAAUGUGUCAGAAAAUUGCUUGGAUCGACAUGUUCAAAGAACACCGGACAACAUUGCAUUGAUAUGGGAGAAAGAUGAGCCAGGAACACAUGAAACGGUGUCGUAUAGAGAAUUACUUAAGAUGACAUGUCAACUCUCAAAUACUUUGAAGAAUCAUGGUAUUAAAAAAGGUGACAGAGUUUGUCUAUACCUUCCAAACUCUCCACUUGCUGUAGUCAGCAUGCUGGCAUGUUCUCGAAUCGGUGCAGCUCACAGUGUAGUUUUUGCUGGUUUUAGUGCUGAUGCAUUGGCAAGCCGUAUAAUGGAUGCUGGUGCAGAAACUGUCAUCACUGCAGAUCAAGGGUUGCGAGGUGGCAAAACUAUUAACCUAAAGCAAAUGGUUGAUGAAGCAGUUAGCAAGUGUUCUGGUGUCAAGCGUGUUUUUGUGAUGUCAAGAACUGGUGCUGAUGUUCCAAUGGGCAAGAUAGAUAUACCCUUGGAAAAGGCAAUGUCAGAAGAAAGUAAUGAAUGUAUUCCUGAACCAAUGAACAGUGAAGAUAUGUUGUUUUUGCUGUACACAUCUGGUAGCACUGGUAAACCAAAAGGAAUUCAGCAUUCACAAGCAGGAUAUCUUCUCUAUGCCAAUUUAACAUUCAAACAUGUGUUUGGCUAUGAACCAGGUGACAUUUUUAGUUGUGUUGCUGAUAUUGGUUGGAUAACUGGUCAUUCAUAUGUUGUCUAUGGUCCAUUAUCCAAUGGUGCCACAUCUGUGUUGUUUGAAAGCAUUCCAACAUACCCCGAUCCUGGUCGCUAUUGGGAAAUGGUUGAGAGGUUGAAAAUCAACAUAUUUUAUGGUGCUCCAACUGCAAUUCGUCUCCUUCUAAAGUAUGGAAAUGAUUGGGUUGAAAAAUAUGACAGAUCAUCUCUUAAAGUUCUUGGCACAGUGGGCGAACCCAUUAAUGCUGAAGCAUGGUAUUGGUACAAUGACAUUGUUGGGGAGAAGAGGUGUACAGUUGUGGAUACUUGGUGGCAAACAGAGACAGGUGGUGUAUUUUUGGCCCCAAGACCUGGCCCUGAUAAUUCUAUGCCUAAACCAGAAUUUGCAACAAGGCCUUUCUUUGGAGUGGAACCUGUUUUAUUAGACAGUAAUGGAAAAGAAUUAGUUGGAAAUAAUGUCUCGGGCAAUUUGUGCAUUCGUGGGUCAGUUCCCGGAUUGGCACGUACAGUUUAUGGAGAUCAUCAGAGGUUUUUGGAGACAUACUACACAACAUUCCCAGGAUAUUAUUUCACUGGUGAUGGAGCCUUAAGGGACGAAGAUGGACACUAUAGGAUUACUGGCAGAGUAGAUGAUGUCAUAAACAUUAGUGGACAUCGUCUUGGAACUGCAGAAAUUGAAGAUGCUCUGGAUUAUCAUCCUGAUGUUGCUGAAAGUGCAGUAGUUGGUUUUCCACAUGAGAUUAAAGGCGAAGGUAUUUACGCUUAUGUAACGCUGAAAGAAGGAGCGGUUAUCAAAUUAGAAGACUUGGUAUUGCAGUUGAAAAAUCUUGUAAAAAAAGAGAUUGGUUCGUUUGCUGUACCUGAAAUUAUUCAGGUUGCGUCAGGAUUACCUAAAACGAGAUCAGGAAAGAUAAUGAGGAGAAUUUUACGAAAAGUAGCUGCAAACGACUUUCAUGAUUUAGGCGAUGUGUCCACGUUAGCUGAACCUUCUGUAGUGAAAGAUAUUGUUGAUGAACACAAGAAAUUGAUGCAUUCCAAAUCAUGAACAGGGAAAGUAUGACCAAUGAAAUGAAUGAAUUUAACUAAGAUUAUCAUGACGUAUAACGUUAUGAUUAAGAAUAAUGAGGGUAAGGUAUACUUAUGUAGUUGUAAUGUCGUUAUUUAAACUUAUAAAAUUUUACUUUCGCUUUUGCUUAAGCCAAAAUCUAAACGAUCUAAUAACGUAAUAACAUGAAGUAUAAUCAUUUGUAAUGGAA